UUAGGAACUGUAGAGCUGGCAGAAGGAGAAUUAAUUUUUUUUCUUCCCUGAUAAUGAAGGGUGUUGAGCAAAUGAAGGAGCAGUUCAGCUGUUCCUCCCGAGCUGAAUGUCUGUGCUGGUGACACCAAAUGGAUGCCAAGAGGCUCGGGCAGAAAUCUGCUCUCUAAUGAGGUGCCACCUCAUUUGCUUUGGGCCUCACAGCAAAAUAAACCACAACAGCUUUACUCAAAUGCUGGCCACUAAAAAGCAAAUUUUUGUUUUCCUACCCCACUUCUAGAGAGCUUUCUACAAAAGCUUUUACAAAGCAUUUAAUAUUUAUGAGCUGAGUGUUUGCAAACACCGUGUUAUAAAUGAAAACCACCGUAAGGAAUUUCACUACACCGUGCUUGUGUCUGAGGCAUGUACACAAGCUGUGUGACUUGUUUCCAGGUGUUUUGGGGUUCAUGCUCAGCUAUGAACACAAGCAGCUGCCUUGGCAGGGAGCUGUGUGCUGCAUUUCCCUCUCCAGGCUGGCCAGCUGUAGUGCUCCGUGUGAGGAUCCUCACUGACACCUGGGCAUGGAGUGGGCUCAGCUGGAGCUUGUGCCAGCUGGCUGCUCUGGGCAGGGCUGCUCUGCAGCAGCUGGGGCAGGGCUGAAAUCCCAGUGCGUGCUGCCUGAAAGACCUCGAACAAAGGACUGGAAAAUGGAAAGAGUCACAAAGUAACACAGGCCAGUUGGAAACAGGGAACAAAUUCCUGAAAAAAAGCUUUUUGACAACCAGCAAUGUUUUUAAUUUGACCCAUGACUUGGCACAUGGAAAUGUUCUUUACAGUGUCCUGGAAUAAGAAACUCCUGGACUAUGAUUUGCACUGUAGCAGAGAGCGUUGAGCAUAUUUCCCAAUUUUCUUUUACUAUCUGGAAGAAAGGUUUGUUACUUCUGCCUGUUGUGUGUUGACUAUAGUAGUUCUCUAAACACAAGGAUAGUAUUUUUCUCCAAAGGAGAAUCCAGGUUUUGGUCUGGAUGACACCUCUGGGUGUGCGAUUGUAGCAAAACUUAGUGGUAACAGUAGUGUUUGGGAAAUAGGCAAAAAACCCCCAAAGCCCCAGUCUUCUGUCACAAAGCAAGAAAUAAUGGGUAUGGCAAACUCUUUCUGUCACUGUGAAAGGCUGAAAGUCAAAGGUGUUAGUAAGAUAAAAGUUGAGAUUUCUUUUUAGGGACAUUUAGACUGAGGGACAAGACAACAGCAAAAAUAAUAAAAGAGGUCUGUAGCAUGUUGUUCUUUGUGGCUUUUUCCCAAGAUUGGUAAGCAGGAUUUAAAAAUCACUAAACUUUGCAACACCACCUUAUCUCUUGGGUGAGAGAAGGACUUAAUCACUGGUUCAGAGAGAGGUUUCAAGGCUACUUGAAAACUGUACUUUUUCAGUGAAGUAAGGACAAGAAAUUAAUAGCUUUAAACAAGUCUAUUUUAUGGCUGAACACAGAGUAAGUGACAUUCUUGCUGUUAGAGCAGAGGUUUAAUAACAUGGAGCAAUUUCUGAGGUUGUGUUUACUGUUGUUUUCUCUUCUAAAACCUCCACCCCUCCAGCAGUGCAUGGAAGGAUUCUGAAAUGUAACUGUAGACCUGUCAGAAAAGCUCCCAGUGGACUGGUGGCUCCCUUGGAUGACGGCGAUAUGCUGAUGGAUGAAUUGUCAGGAAAAGAAUUGUUUCUGUUGGCUUGUGGAUUCCUUUAACAAUAUGGGAAAAUCCUUAGUCCUGAGCCCAGUAAGACCAUUCAAAUGAGCUGAGAGAAAUGACUCCAGCACGGCUGUACAGGUUUUCUUCCUGAUUUCCUAAUUGACAAAGCUGAGACGGUGAAAUCUGACAGAAGGGUGCAAGGUGUGGCCUGCUCAAGCAGGUGCACUGACAGGUGCUUGCAAAGAUGUCUAAAACAAACAAAUCCAAGUCUGGAUCCCGUUCCUCCCGCUCGAGGUCUGGAUCGAGGUCCCGCUCCCGUUCCUUCUCCAAGUCCCGCUCCCGUUCCCGCUCCAUCUCCCGGUCAAGGAAGCGCAGGCUGAGUUCUAGGUCUCGUUCAAGAUCCUAUUCUCCAUCUCACAACAGAGAAAGGAACCAUCCUAGAGUCUAUCAGAACCGGGAUUUCAGAGGCCAUAACAGAGGAUACCGGAGACCGUAUUAUUUCCGUGGCCGAAACCGAGGGUUUUAUCCCUGGGGCCAGUACAACCGAGGAGGGUAUGGGAAUUACAGGUCCAACUGGCAAAACUACCGCCAGGCCUACAGCCCCCGCAGGGGCAGGUCACGCUCCCGCUCGCCCAAGAGAAGAUCUCCUUCCCCACGGUCCAGAAGUCAUUCCAGGAAUUCUGAUAAAUCAUCUUCCGACCGCUCGAGGAGAUCUUCCUCUUCCCGCUCCUCCUCCAAUCAUAGUCGGGUGGAGUCUUCCAAGCGUAAAUCCGGGAAGGAGAAGAAAUCAUCCUCCAAGGAUGCGCGGGCAUCCCAGGCUGCGGGAGAUAACCAAGGAGACGAGUCCAAGGAGCAGCAGUUUCCAGGAGCGGGGGCUCAAGACGCCAAGGCGUCCGAGGGAUCAAAACCGUGGCAAGAUGUGAGCAGCUAUGGCACGGGCUCCACAUCCAGAGGGUCGGAGCUGAGCCCCCGGGAGCGCAGCCCUGCCCUCAAGAGCCCGCUGCAGUCGGUCGUGGUGCGGCGGCGCUCGCCCCGGCCCAGCCCCGUGCAGAAGCCGAGCCCGCCCCGCUCCAGCCCGUCCCCGAUGGGCUCUGCUGCCCAGAGCGGCUCCAGCUCCUUCCAGGGAGGCUCCCACCAGAGCCCCUUUGAGCACGGCUCGGCAGGAAUGAGCCCCACCAGAAAGAGCCCGGUGUGCAAAAGCCCCACACCCGUCAGUUCGCUGUAUGGUGCCGCUCCGAAGGAGGAGGGCACAGCUCCCGGAGGAGGAGCCUUCUCCAAGAGGUAUCUGGAAGAGCAGAAGACUGAGAAUGGGAAAGACAAAGACCAGAAAGUAACAAAUGCUGAGAAAGAAAAAAGUAAAGAAAAAGGGAAUUUCUCUGAGUUGGGAUCAACAGAUGGAAAGGCAAAAUCUGACUCAUACGGAUCGAAAACUGACUCAGAGAAGGGAUACCGUGGCAGCCAGUCACCCAAGCGCUACAAGUUCAGGGAUGACUUUGACAAGCUCAAGGUCCCAGACUUCCACAAGGAAGGUCAUUAUGGGAAAGAUGAAACAGAUGAGCAGGACAAGAAAGACAAAGCCAAGGGCCGGAAAGAUUCGGAAUUUGAUGAUGAGCCCAAAUUUAUGUCUAAAGUCGUUGCGACUUCAAGUAAAAGUCAAGAAGAGGAUAGGUCAGGAAAAUGGGAAGGUGUGGUGUUCCUGCCACCUGGAAAAGAGAAGCAAAGGAAAUCUGAUGAAAUGGAGGAGGAAAGCUAUUCUGAAAGAUCCAAAAAAGAAGAGAGAUCAGGAUCCAAGAGAGCUGAACCUGGUCACAGGGGUUUUGUACCUGAAAAGAAUUUUAGAGUGACCACUUACAAAUCAAGCCAGGAAAAAAGCUCUUCCCCUCCACCAAGGAAGGCUUCUGAGGUGAAGGAGAAGGCAGGCACCAAAGUAGAGGGGCUAACUCCUGGCAAAUCCUCCUUCUCCAUUACUCGUGAGGCCCAGGUCAAUAUUCGAAUGGAUUCCUUCGAUGAGGAUCUUGCACGUCCCAGUGGCAUAUUGGCCCAGGAGCGCAAGCUCUGCCGGGAUCUCGUGCACAGCAACAAGAAGGAGCAGGAAUUCCGCUCGAUUUUCCAUCAUAUCCAGUCGGCUCAGUCCCAGCGAAGCCCUUCUGAACUGUUUGCUCAGCACAUAGUGACUAUAGUCCAUCAUGUAAGAGAGCAUCAUUUUGGGUCUUCAGCAAUGACACUGAAUGAACGCUUUACCAAAUAUCUAAAGAAAGGAAUGGAACAAGAUGCAGCUAAAAACAAAAAGAGCCCUGAAAUACACAGGAGGAUAGAUAUAUCUCCCAGUACUUUUAGAAAACAUGGAUUCUCUCAAGAGGAAUCGAAAAGUUCCAGAGAUCCUGGCUUCAAGGCUGAAGGGAAAUAUAAGGACGACCCUGUUGAUCUGCGCCUUGAUAUUGAACGCCGUAAAAAACAUAAGGAAAGAGAUCUUAAACGCGAUAAAUCCAGGGAGUCGGUGGACUCGAGAGAUUCAAGUCACUCAAGGGAAAGAUCAACUGAGAAAACGGAGAAAAGUCACAAAGGCUCAAAGAAAAAGAAACACCGACGGGUGCGUGAGAGAUCCAGGUCCAGUUCCUCGUCCUCGUGGUCCUCUCAUUCAGUCAAAGCAGAAGAGUAUCCCGAGGAGACUGAGGAGAGGGAGGAAAGCUCCACAGGCUUUGACAAGUCCCGCCUUGGGACUAAAGAAUUCACUGGUCCAAAUGAGAGAGGAAGAGCAAGAGGAACCUUUCAGUUCAGAGCUCGAGGGAGAGGAUGGGGCAGAGGAAACUUUUCAGGCAACAACAACAGCAACAGCGGCGGCAACAACGACUUCCAGAAACGCAGCAGAGAGGAGGAGUGGGACCCCGAGUACACACCCAAGAGCAAGAAAUACUACUUGCACGACGACCGCGAGGGCGAGGGCACGGACAAGUGGGUGAACAGGGGCCGCGGCCGUGGCGCCUUCCCCCGGGGAAGAGGCCGCUUCAUGUUCCGCAAGUCCAGCACCAGCCCCAAGUGGGCUCAUGACAAGUUCAGUGGGGAAGAGGGAGAAAUCGAAGACGACGAAAGCGGAACGGAAAACCGGGAGGAAAAGGACGCCCUGCAGACGACGGCCGAGUAGCCGCGGGGCCCGCGCCGUUCUGGGAGCCCUGGCAGGAGGGGAGGGGUCAGGCUGGUGCUGGGGUGUCAGGGUGAUCCCCACGUGCUGAGCAGAGCCCUGGAGAGCAGCUCGGAAACCAUCCCGACGUUAUUUAACUGCAUUUCCAGAGUUCAGCCUCCCCAAGCACGGACUGGGACUGAUCCAUCAUUUACGCUCGGAUCCACUCCUGGAGUUUCUCUUCCCAAAGACUUCCCUUCUGGACUGGAUACGGUCAAGCACUGGGUGAGACCCCAGAUUUUCCCUUCUCUGUGACCUUAUGGAUGGUCGGUUAUUUUUUGGUAACAGGCUUUGAGGGCGAUGUGGUUUUAGUUUGUGCCCACCUGACCCCACGUGUCCUGACAUUUUGUUUCUCUUUUAUAAUUUGACCCAGUGACAGUCGGGGUUCACUCGCCUGCUCAAAUUUUCCUCCCCUAUUGUGUAUUCAGUUUUCUAAAUUCUGCUUAUUUUAGGCCUUUACAUAUGUAGUAGCAUCAAUUCAGAGAUAAUUUUGGAAACUAUUUUUGGUUCUUAUAAAUAAGAAAACAAUGAAGCAUGUGAGUAAACAUCUAAAUGUUCACUUGUUGGGACCAAACUGCUAUGACUUUUUUUUUUUUUUUUUAACUUUUUUUUAUGUAACAGUUGAGUUUAGGGCCUUUUAAAAAUGAUUGUUUUCCUUUUAUGUUUGAAGUUAACAAAAUUAGCAUGGUUUAAAAGAGAAAAAAAAAAAUUACACCCUACUUCUGGCCACUCUUUGUGUUCACUAUUAGGCCUGGUGUGUGCUGGACCCCAAACUGCUUGUAGCAUUUGUGUCUCCUCCCUGCAGCUGGUUGUGACCCGAGUGCCCUUUCCAAGGUGACACCGUUUUCUAAGGAACUUCCGAAUUCUUCUUGGGGAAAAAUAUAAAUGGAGAUGAGAAUUUUUCAAUAUUUUUUAUUAAUCUUUUUAUAAAACCAAAAGGCAAAUUCCUCCUGAGCUGGUUGAGGACGGCCCUUAGGCUGCAUUUCUUUUUACUUUCUACUUAAAGAUAUUCUGGAGUAGUUUGUGGAGGGUUCCCGGCCAGGUCGUGAGCCUGGGCAGGGAGGCACAGCCGUGCCUGUGUUCUCCCUGUCCCUCUCCCCAGGAUUGCUGUGCUGUUCCCCACACACCAGCUAGAGUUUGGUUUGUUUUGACUUGAACAGUUCCUGUUUAGCAAAGCCCCGAAGUUUGUUUAUGCAAAUAAAAUACAAUAAAAUAAGUCGUAGGUGUAA
This is a messenger RNA of Sturnus vulgaris (Common starling), 6063 nucleotides long. Lineage: Eukaryota; Metazoa; Chordata; Aves; Passeriformes; Sturnidae. The record is from RefSeq and is a predicted model, not a curated record.